GCCACUCGGCAAUAAUUACGAACUCGAGGACGGGUGCUGUUGACUCCCGACUUUCCGAGUCCCGCCUCCGGAGCUAAGGAGCCCAGGGGACUCCGGGGACUCGAGGCUGCUGCAACUUCUGCCGGGCUCGAUCGUGUGUUUUUCUUUGUAUCGUAGCUGGCUGGCGUUGCGGUGUGGCGGCGGCGACCUGUCAGAGGAGCGAAGCCAGGUCGUAAUUGGCUUACGUUGUACCACGUGGUGCGAUCGGCUUGGAGGGGAUUGGUCGUCGGUCCGGAGGCGAAAGCAGUUUUGUUCUAGUAUUUACCGUAGAGUAAACUGACUUUACUCUCCGGUUUACGUUUAUUGUUUGUGGCAUUUGACAGCCACGGCGCGACGGCCGACUCCCGAGGGUCGCGGGGCUUGCAUAUGGCCUGCGAAGUUGCAACAGGUGUGGUUUACGGUUUAUCGGUGAUACGUUUCGGGUGUGCGAUUAAAAUGGCGAUUAGUGAGUGAAAACAAUAGCCUCGUAACGAAACGUAGGGGGAACCGGUGAACGAACGCCGAUCGUCGAAAAAACAAGUGAUAGCGCGAGCAGUCUCGGCGAUGAUGCGGUCGGUCACGUAGCGCCCCUAGGAAACGAGUCGAGGAAUGCGUCUCGAUGCAUGGAACGCAGCAGGAGAGAUGAACGAAGCAACGAGUAAAUCGGGGGCCCUGCAGGAAACGACGUCGGGCUCACCCUCAGCUUCGGAUACGGGGAUGGAACUAGGACUGAAUUCGUGGUUUCCGGCCUACGGUUUCCACGCUCCUCAGCUCCAGCUGCAGAUACACGCGGCCACCCAUUACCAGCCCAACUUUCAACCCACGCACGAAGAUACGUCACGCUCCAACGAUACCUUGCUGGUGCAACAGGUUGAAUUUUUGGAGACGAUCUUGGAAGAAACGUCCGAUGAUCUACAGAGCGACUCCGACCGGAGCGGCACGGCCUACUGGCUCGGAUCCGAUUCGGAAACCGAAAGUGUCAUCCAUGUACGAGCUCGUCACACGGAAGAAAAAUUGGACGGCAGUGGAAGCGACUGUAAUUCGGUGGUGCCGAAGAAACGCCGUAGGAAAAACUGCAACGAGGACGACGAGGACGCGGUGAUGAUGUACGGGGACGACGAGGAGGAGGAAGAAGAGGAAGAGGAAGAGGAGGAGGAGAGGGACGAAGAUUACUCGUCCUCGUCCAGGUCGAGUUCUUUGCUACAAUUCGAAACUCUGGAACGGAACUGCGCCACCACCUGCAGGGACUCGCCUUCCAGCUACAGUUUCGACUCGCUGGACUUCGCGAGUCGCCGGUGCAACGCGAAUUUCGGUAACACGUCACCCGACAGUCUCGAGGGUCGGAGCGUGGACAGCGAAAACGUGCAGAUCGCGACGAACGGCGUCGGUUCCGCUCUGGGUAGGGAACGGCUGGCCAACGGGGUGCCGAAAAUCAGACCUUAUCGCAGUUUCGAAAGUCUAGACACCUGCCAGAAGCUAGACGAACCUGGACACCCGAACGGCGUGUUCGGCGCGUUGUACGCCACGGGAAAAACGCGGAAUCAUUCGACGUACGACGACGACGAGGAGGACGAGGAGGACGAGGAGGGAUACGACGAAUACGACGAUGUUGACGUACGAGUAUCUCGUGGACGACGCUUAGCCGCCGCACGUGACAGAGACUUUUGGCACCGAGGAUCCGACGAAGACGACGAGGAUCCGUCCGAGUUCGAGAGCUUCGGGGACAGAGCGGGCUUCGGUGCGGAUGCCCCUUUGGGCUACUCCACGUCGCUGGACCGUCGCAAUAUCAUCGAUCUGCGGGAGAUCGGCAUCGAGACAAAGCGUGACGCUAUGUUCGACUUGAGAUCCGGCCAAGCCGUGGCCUCAGCCGCCGCUCUGAUGCAGAGCCGGAUAAAUAUAGCGGGUGCCAUGGGCCGCGGCGGCGGCGGCGGCGGAGGCGGAGGCGGAGGCGGCGGUAGUUCAGCCGGCCAACAAGGGUGGAGCGAACAGGCUUUUAAUUUUAGAUUCACGGAUAAAUCUCAGAGCGUACCCAGUCUGGCCACCGACGUCUCCACGCACGGUGGAUCGUCGCGUCGUUGCAGUAUAUCGCCGUCGCAAUUGCACUUCGAAGCGCAGGACUUUGAGAACUUCGUUCAGGUGUCGAGUGUCCCGGUCGGGCUUCAUCUCUGCGGGCUGGCGACCCACGAUGCGCAUCGGGCGUCGUCCGAGCACACCGAUCACGAAAUGGCGGACCUCCCCGGGGCCGACGACGCUCCGCCGGAGCAACGGGGCGAGGAGCCCGAGCAGCAGCCGCGGCCGAUCACAUCGACGGUGAGGACGCAGGACAGGACGGAGACGAACGUCCUCCUGGUUCCCGUACCGAUGACGGAGGACCGCGACGUCGACGGUAUCGUCGACGAGGCGAUAAGGCAGUUCAAACGGGAGGUCGAACUGGCCCAGGAGGACGCGGGGCCCUCGUCGGACGCGGGGAGUUUCAAACAACGCGCCAGGCGGGUGAAAAAUAACGCGAGCUACGAACUUGCGCAACAAUCCGAGGUGGACGACGAGCAGCUGGCGCGAAGGAUGCCGCCUCGCGACGAUCUGGAAGACGGAGCGCCGCGACCUACGCCCAGACGUAGGAUUCGCAACAACGCCAGUUACGAGCUGGCGCAACAGUUCGAUUACGUAAGGGCGAUCGCCGGGCAACGGCAAUUCCAGCGUAUGGACGCGUGCGACGAACUGGAGGAGCCCGCCGCCUCGAUCUCCGGGUCGCCGACCGGUCGGGGGUUGAAGGUCGCGGAGCUCGUGGAGGAGAUGAGCAAGGGGUACGCAACCACCGGGUCCGCGAUGAAUCUCGCAUCCGUCAACGGUUUCGCACCGCCGCGCGACGCCCGCGUUUACUCGAAAUCGAGCGAGAACGUGUCGGAGCGGAGCAGACUCGCCGUACGCGACGAUCGCGUCCAAGGUCGCGGCAGGACGGAGCAAAAGAAGCGGGCGAAAGCGUUCGCCGGGGACGACGCGGAACCGGAUUCGGUACUUGGUCGGAUAAAAAAAAACUCGGAUUCAUUUUCAACGCUUGGAGAAAGUGCUAGCGCACCGACCCCCGCUAACGACGGAUCAUUAGACGCAACUUAUUUACAAAGUAAACCCACCGACGAGCCCCUAGCCGAUCAUCAUCAUCAUCAUCAUCAUCAUCAUCAUCAUCCUCUACGUAACGUAAACAAUAACAAUAACAAUCACCGCAGUCACGACGACGAGAACAACGAAAACCGUGGCGGUCGUCGCGGCGACGGCGAUCGUCGGCAAGACGAACCGGAAACGGAGAAUAAAACGGACGAGGACAUGGAAUUCGCGGACGACGACUCCGCGGAGGAGGUCGAAGUUGUGGAGAUCGGUGGAAAAAAUUCCCGUCUCAAAGCGAACGCCAACGUGAUCGAGUAUCUGAACGGCGGUAACAACGCGGUAGGUAUGACCGUCAGCAGCACGCCGAAUCUUCACAAGAUGUCGUUCAUCGGUGAAUUUUAUCCGGAGCGAACUAGCGGCGGCGGUCUGCACGGUCGGAGUUCGCGCGACGUGCGCGACUCAGGAACCGACACCGACCCCUUCGUGGACGACGUGGACGAGGGCAUCGGUAGCGUCAAGGACUACGACCGGCUGUUCCACGGCUCGGUGAGAUCGGAGUCGGCGAUCGGCGCCCGAUCGCACCGCGACGUCGACGGUCACCCGGAAGCGGGGCGCCCGGACGACGUCGCCGCUACGUGCGACCGCGUCAACAACGAGAGGCGAUCGAGGGCGGGCAGUUCCACCACUAGCGGAAACACCAGCCUCGGCGAGGGCAGCACGGCCAGUGAAUGGCCGCAGAGACCGGAGGCCGACGAUGUUUACCCCCCACUCGAUCCGCGGGCCGAGCCGCUCCAGCGGAUCGCCAGUCUCAAACGGAGUGGGACCGUCGAGGCGGCGAAACAAACCGGAGCGACAGACGCGAGCGGCGCGUCCCGCGACAUGUCGUCGAAAUUUACGUCGUCAUCCCCCGUAACCGCCGCCGGUCACCACGCGGACGACACCGUCAAAAUGAACGCGGAGAAAAAGCGGGGACUCGGCGGAUUCCUCCAGAGGUUCUCCCGGCUACGGUUCAGUGGACGUUCGAAAGUGCCUAGGUCCGAGUUGUCGAGUAAAAACAGUGACGCGAGACCGAACAACGUUAAAGUGAUCAACAAAUCAGUGCAGGAUAACAAACGAGCGAACAAGGAACCGGACUACGUCAUCAUACCGCUUCACGCGCCCGCCGACGAAACGCGCGACGAACGUCGCCCGCUCGUCGAGACGACGCCGCGGCAACGUCAGGAGGAAACGGGAAAGUCGACCGAUGUACAGAGGAGCGGUUCUAAUCUGAGUUCGAAUUCGCGGUCGGCAAUCUCCAGUAAACCGCCCCUACCGCCUCAACCUCCACGAGCGGGGGCGCUGAGCGCACGUCCACCCUCGGGCUUGGGGUCGCGCAGACGCGCGGCAACUGAUCUCGGAAGCCCGACGGCCAUCGAGAUGGCGAAAGCUCGCGCGAUGCAGGCAGGCUCCGAGCGCCCCGUGGGCCUGCUCGAGACGGACCUCGACGCAGCCGACGUUGCCGAGCCACCCGUCGAUCACCAGGUGGGCGUCGCGACGCCCGCCACCGCCAACAAGAAGACCAGGAGCCUCCUGAAUCUGAAUCACGGUCGGGCCGUUCCGGGAGGACGUAACGUGUUGAACGCACCCCAAUCACCGGGAGGUACCAGCGUCGAGGGCGCCGUUGCCUGCGGACACCAACGCCCCCACAAGUCCAUGGAGUUCCUCCUCGACAAGGAAAACCUACACUUCGUCAAGCCUCCAGAGAACGAGUUGCAGAAAGUCGGCGAACGAGUACCGAGCGAACACGAACUUAGGGUACAGCGUUCCCUUCAGAGGCUCAAUGUCCCCGAUUGGUACAAGAACUCGCCCGCAGCUCGCGAUGGUUUCCGGCUCAAGAGGCAUUCGGAUGCGUCUCAACACGGUGGCUGGCGCACUCUUGGACCGAAAACGACCUCGUUGUCCUCGCUUUCGUCGUCCAACAAACCGCCGGCUGGUCCACUUCUGAGUCCGAGCCCUACACCACCAGUUUUUUCACGAUGGAGUACCAACCUUCUGAACAGCGCGGGCAGUUCUCCGGCGAGUUCGGCGAGGUCUUCGUUCAAUCAUCGACAGCCCUACCUUGGCUGGCGAUCGCAGGAGAGACUCUCAAAUCCCAGGACACCGGCGGAGCGACUCGCCCAAGGGAUACUUCCCAACGUGCCACCUUCGUCCAAUAAGAAACAAGCGACGAGUUUCGGUCCGGCGCAGCAACUCGAGGUGAGGAAUUCGAUAAAGGAAGUGACGUCAGCGAUCGUUCAUUACGUUCAAAGCGGUCAGGAGGUGAACGGUGGACGCCUUUCGCCGCGUCAGGACGAUUGGGAGGACAGGGGUGGCGCCAGGUCGACAAGCCCCAGAGGGAGCGUGAAAUUGUGUUGGAUGGAGAGUUCCUUCGUCGGCAUAAGACCCGUGGACUCCCCAAAAACGCCGAUGAGCCUGUCAGCGGAUCCCGAAUGUUGUGCAAUCUGCAAUUCAACGCCGACUGAACCUUGCACCUGCGUUGAUUCUGCAGCUUCCGGUCUUUUCCUAGACUUAACGCCGGACGGUGGCCAGAAAAUGUCGCCAUCGCCCUCAUCUCAUCAUCACCACCGCCACCAUCGUGAGUCCGAUAGCACGAUGGCCGACACUAGCCAAUUGGGGGAAACAUCACCGCCUUACAACAUGCAGGGUGGCCAGGUUCGUCGUAAAAGUGAAGGGAGCGAUACGUUGCCUAUGAAGAAUGUCUCAAAGUCUUCGAGUCUACGCAAUCGUCGAGUGUCCUUCGAUAAUGUCCAGGAUACAUCGGGGACCUCGCAGUCUCAGCAGCAACAAUUAUUUGAAAAAAUGAUGGUACGUUGUCGGUAUGGAAAAUGCACAAACUCAGUCACAGCUGGUGAAGCACGCCGAAGUUUCAAGACUUGUCAUAACUGCUCGUACGCCUACUGUUCUCGAGAAUGUCGCAGAGCCCACUGGGAGCGACACAGAAGAACAUGCCUCCACUCAAGAGCAGGUACUUUGUGUCGACAAGUACUUUCAUCAGCAAAAAAGGAUGGACAUACUCUUCAGCAUAUUUCUACCCUCGCGCGUCGAGGCUACUGUUCACAUGGCCGUGGAGCAGUAAAGUGUUUUUUCACCAGCCCUGAGUCUGCAGAGAAGUUCAUCAGCAACGGUUUCAUUGAUCUUGGCGAGCCCACCUAUAUCCGGUGGCCAGAUCUGCUUCCAAGUGAAAUGGGUACCGAGCUCCAUGCCGAAUUGAUGCGCUUGUGCAAGUCCUACAACCCAGAUUCAAAGCUAGUACUUUAUGUGGCUGUUUGUGUAGUAAGCGAAGUACCUACUAUGGGUGCAGUCAGAUGGGAACGUCAGUUGGUUUCUCGAUGUGCCAAAAUACGUUUAGCUGGUUCUUGCAAAGAGCCCAAUGCAAUUUUGGUCACGUCAAACGUCCAACAGCACCAACAACAGCAACAGUCUGAAAGACAAACGUCACCGUGCAACAUAACUCGAGAAAUGGACUCACCAGAAACACUAGUAUUGACCUCAUUUCCUGGAACAAAUGGUCAGAACACCCCGCAACGAGCUCGAGAAAUAAGUUUCACAAAUAUACAAAGACAACUGAGACUCAGAGGCGUUUCUUUGAGAAAACACUUUCCACAAGUAUACAGAAAGCUUUGCUCUUAUGUCGAUGGAUCCGUUGAUAAGUUUGCACCAGUUACCAUCUACCCGCGUGAUCAGGCAUCUGGAAAGAGCUUCAUGUGCAUCAUUAUGCUAGAUGCUGAACCUGAACGGCUUCAGCUACUGCCCACAGACUCUUCAAGGGUCAGAACAGUCGACAUCAGUAUAGAACAGGAGUAAAGCAAUUCAGGGGAUUGAAUUUUCUUUUUUUGAUGAAAUCCUUUUCACAAUGAGAUCUUCCACUCUAUCUUCUUUCGCAGAUUUGUUUGUGAGAUAUUCAUAAAAUCAGCUGAGCUCUUUUCACGAUUAUCUAAGUACUGGAAAAAUAGAAUUAGAGAGGUUCAGCUCUUCCCCCGCUGCAAGUUAUAAGCUUUGUAAAAUUGAUCGACAUGAUUCGUUUCUUAAGUACAGUUUAUCUGGAGCACAUGUCGCAGAUCUUAAACUAUCCAGGUAAUUCAAAUUCACAAUCAUUUCGAAUCGGUAUAUUUUAUUCGAAACGACAGCUGCUGGUCAGGCCGUUUCUGUAAAAAAAAAAGAAUCCCUUUCCAAAUAACAACUUGAUAAUAAUUUAUUCAACUCUAAACAUGAGAACAAUGGAAUUAACAAAGCAGGAAAUUUGCUCAAAUAAUUUUUUUCCUUACCACAAAUACAGUGCAACUAAUUCUCUAUUGACACAAAGGAUUAUUCUAUAAAUUUACAUUCUGCAUAUCCUAAAGUCGUUGCAUUAAAAGCGUUUAACUGCCAAUUUGAUGUUCGACUCUAAAAAAAACAAAAAAUUAAAACUAUCACAUCAGCGGGCAACUACCUAUAUUCUUUAGAAGCCAAAUAGCAGUGGUUGGUACAUACGAACAUGUGUUUUUUACUUCGGACAAUUUACCUUCAGCUCUAUCUGUUUAUUUCUAUCGAAGAAGUUGAUUUCAGUGUAGGCAACGAUUCGGCUCAUGGAAUAACUGUGGACGAAAAUCACUCAUAUUCCCAUGUAUGGUGGUUCAUUGAUCAUGUCCACACUACGAAAAUAUAAUAAGCUGCGAGUAUAGAAGGUAUAUCUGUUAUUACUAUUACCUAGUAACAACAGUGCAAGAUAACGAUUAUUCUUAUAUGGUAGAUCUAUGAAAUCCUAGAAAUAUAUCUUGCAAGAUGAAUUAUUGAAUUACUCAAAGUUAUGUACUACUAUGAAUAGAGUUUAUUAAUUCAAAAGUUUCAUUUAAAGAUGAUGUUUCUCUAUUCAGAUAAUAUUCGUCAGUUAUCAACUAAAAAGAUGUUGCUGCAUUUCCGUAACAUUAUACUAACAAGAAAUAAAUCAAUGAAAUAAAGGAGCAAUCUUCAAAAUCACAUAGGAUUCGGUGAUCUUUAAAAAAACAAAAACAUGUAACUCAGUUAUUAUACAUAUACUGUUAAAAUUCUUCAUAGUUUCUUUAUCUAUCUAUAUAACAACGUUAGACUAUAUUUAUUAUGUAUAAAUAGUUACUUUGAUCAAGUACUGAGAGCAUCAUAUUAAUUAUAUAUACACGUACAUAGUAUAACUUAUACUUAUAUACAAAGACCCACAAGGUAUUAGGCAUGUAUAUAGGUAUGCAUGUAUUAUAUAUAGUAUAUAUAUUUAUAUAAUAUGUUGCCAUCAACAAUUUAUUCCUGUUAUCUUGGUCAGCUCUUGAUAUUACUUAUACAUAUAUAGUAUAUGUAUAUCAUAGAAGUUGAAAAUAAUUCUAGAAAGUAUAUCGUAUACUAUACUAUAAUUAAUCAAUAAUUCGACUUUCUCUCGAGCUUGGUAUAAUAAUUGUUUAUUUCUAUAGGGUAAAACAUCAAACCAAUAAUCAAGAUGGUUGGUUUGCCAGCGAUUAUUUGAUUGUGAGUGCUGCAGAUAAAUCUACUGAAAUGAUAAAUAAAAUACGCUUAUCCUUAGGGUAUACAUCAGGAGUAGGCAAUUCAGUACUAUUUAAUUGACGUGGAACCAGGUAAGCCACGUUGUAACUACCGAAUAUAAUAGAUGUGCAACGUUUUCUAUCAGAAUUUGUAAAUAUUUAUGAUAUCGAUACCGUGAUUCAUACAGUGCUUUAAGCCAAUUCAAGAUAUAACGAAUCGACGAUCGUAUGAAACCUGAUGGAGUCAUGAGUGAUUGCGCAUCGCUAAUGUACACGUAGUUGUUGUAAUUUUAUCUCACGUGCUGCUGUUUUUUAUGUUAGAAAUGGUGAAACGUACGUGUCAUUUGUCUUGGGUUUUAUCUAUGUUGGUAUAAAGUUUCAGACCUUUGGCAAUUUCUUCUAGUUGAUUUGAUGAUUCAAUUUGUAUUUUUAUAAAACCUGAAUUAUGCCUCAUGACUUUGACCGAGUCAAAUUGAGAUUGUAGAGUCUGGAAAAAGUCGAGGAUUUGUUCUUCUUAUUUCAUCCUAUAGUCGUCACUCGGAAAAUUGAAAAAGCCGUGAUGAGAAAUUCGAUAAAAAAAAGUUCUCAUAAUUUCUGAAUCAUGCAUUAUUCCAAUACCAACGACCGUGUGAGGUUCCAAAGCUCAAUGAUCAAUGGACAAAUUACGAUACUCUGAUCUUUCACUGUUACAUAAUGAUAACUCUAGUAUGAUAUUUAGAAAAAAUACCGGCGGUGACUGGGUUAAUUAACUACAUGUGCCAAAUCAAUGAGGAGUGGAGACAAGCGUGUAGCAUUGUUGAAAAUAUAUUAUAAUCAACUUUGCCAAGGUAAUUGAAGGAACGUUGUGAUUUUGUUAAUCACGUUCUCUAUCCUCAGAUACAAAAAAUCUUACAAUUAGUCUACGAAUCACAGAACGCCACGUUUGUAAUAUAUAAAAUUAAUCAUCACAAUAUUUCUAACGUAUAUCAAGCGGUUGAAAACUGCAGGUAUAAAAAAUGAAACCAAAAGUUCGUAUCCCCUCAAAAUACACAACAAUAGAAAAUAUUUUGUAUAGAAUUCUUCUAAUGCUCGUAUUGGAAUAAAUAACACUUUUCAAAUUUAUCGAUAAUCGACUAACCACCUAAAAUUCGGACUAAAUUAUCAUUGAUAUUAAUGAAUCAUAUUAUUUUCGCACUUGAGAUAUUAAAGGUUGUUCGCAUUAUCUCAUUCACAAUUUUAUUUACAUUCAAUCGAUCGGUGCUAUUACGUACUACCAUUGUUUUCGCAUCUAUGUAUGACUCAAUUUUUCAAAUAAAACUUUAAUUUUAUUAA
Messenger RNA from Athalia rosae (coleseed sawfly), 9956 nucleotides. RefSeq lists its product as uncharacterized. Gene Ontology annotation, cellular component: apical junction complex; plasma membrane. Gene Ontology annotation, biological process: cell-cell junction organization. The coding region runs from base 628 to 6963 and encodes 2111 amino acids. NCBI's taxonomy places the organism in Eukaryota, Metazoa, Arthropoda, Insecta, Hymenoptera, Athaliidae. The record is from RefSeq and is a predicted model, not a curated record. The transcript is spliced from 10 exons.